AUGAGCCAUCAACUGUCCGUGGAAGCCAACAAGAAGCAUUUUGACAACAGCUAUGACAAUAUCCCCGCCAUAAGGGUGAUGUCACAAGUAUUUGCGCUGGAGAUUGUCAAUUUUGACGUUUCAGCGAAAAGAAAACCCUUUACUGAUACAGAGGAGCCAAUCGAUGUGGACCAGGUUGUCAGUGACUUUCAGCAGCAGAAGCAGAUCCUAGGCAAUUUGCUCAAACCUGACUCGAAAGUUAUUGACUUUGCUUGUGGCACGGGCCUUGUCGCAGAACGCUUAGUUCCCUUCAUGCCAAAAGGUGAGUUUGUUGGUAUAGACAUCACAGAACUGAUGCUCGAGAGUUUCGACACGAGAGCCUCUGCAUUGCGCCAGAACUUUCCUGAACUCAAAAUCAAGUCUAUAUGUGCCGAUAUUAUGGACAAUUUCGAGAUGGGCUCUUUGGAAGGAUUUGCUGAUGUGCUCAUUUGCACUCUCUCGUUCCACCACAUCCACGCUUACGAAGCCGUGUCCGAGGAAAUCAAAAAAAUGGUCCGUCCCGGUGGCUGGAUCUUGAUCUACGAUUUCUACAAUGAGGAUUUAGAGAACGAGGAGGUGGCUCAGGAGCUACAAGAACGAGGCAUGGCUCGUCACGGCUUGACCUUGGACGAAAUGACCGCAUGUUUGCAGAAAGGGUGUGUCAAUGUUAGCAGUGCUCGAGAAUUCAGAGCAAAUCUUUGGCUUGAUGAACAAUUUAUCCACAGUCACUGCAAGACCGAGGUGAAACGAGAGAUACACAAGGCGCCCCAGAAGGACGGUCUCUUCCGCGUCACUUCGAGUGUUGUGCUUGGACUUGCACAAAAGGCGUGA
This is a messenger RNA of Candidozyma duobushaemuli, 849 nucleotides long. Its product is annotated as class I SAM-dependent methyltransferase. The record is from RefSeq and is a predicted model, not a curated record. Bases 1 to 849 code for a protein of 282 amino acids. The transcript has a single exon. NCBI's taxonomy places the organism in Eukaryota, Fungi, Ascomycota, Pichiomycetes, Serinales, Metschnikowiaceae.